AUGUACGAGGUUAUGAGUACUUGGCUCACCGAUAUGAUGCCGGCUUAUCUCCUUCAAUUGAACUCCACUGACCUGAUGACAGUCAUUUUCAUGCACCUGUUUGUGUUCCGCUACCUCCGUCUUGUCGUGCACUUGAUAUCCUUCUGGCUUAUGUAUCGACCCGCACCUGUCCCGAAGAACCCCACGUUGUUCCCUUCGGACUGCAGCAUUAUUCUCCCAACGGUCGAUCCUAAGAACCAGGAUUUCGAAGAGUGCUUAACAACGUGCUUACUGAACGGACCAGGCGCUAUCAUCAUCGUGACCGUCGGCAAGAAGCUGACGAAGCUGACUAACGAGAUUGUGGCACCCUUCAAGCGGCGUUUCCCUGACACAGAGAUCCUGGUCAAGACAGCUGAUGAGGCCAACAAGCGCCGCCAAGUUGCUCAUGGCCUGCGGUACGUCAAGACGAAGAUCACGGUUCUCCUCGACGACCACGUGUUUUGGCCCACCACCCGUUUUCUUCCAACACUGCUGGCCCCAUUUGAGGAUCCAGAGGUAGGCAUUGUCGGGACUAACAAGCGCGUCCGUCGUACUGACACUGGCUUCAACAUUAGGUCUUUCUGGAACAUGCUUGGUGCAUUGUACCUCGAGCGCCAUAACUUCGAAAUCCGGGCAACUAACGCAAUGGACGGCGGCGUCUUUGUGGUUUCAGGUCGGACUUCCGCGCAUCGUUCUGAGAUACUACAAGACCCCGAAUUCCUGAAGGGCUUUACGAAUGAACGGUUCUUCUUUGGCAUGUUUGGACCCCUGAGCGCAGAUGAUGAUAACUUCAUCACCCGUUGGGAUGUGCGUCACGGUUGGAAAGUGAAGAUCCAAUACUGCAAGGACGCUAUGAUUGAGACCACUCUCGGAACAUACCCCAAGUUCCUCUCUCAGUGCCUUCGAUGGGUCCGGACAACCUGGCGGUCCAACUCGGCAAGCCUGUUCACGGAUCGAAGCGUCUGGUUUUCUCAGCCCUGGUGCGUCUAUGCGGUCUACUUUACGUCGUUCGUGAACUUCGCCUUGUUCUAUGAUGGUGCAAUGAUCUAUGCGCUUUGGAACAGUAAGCUUGGCACAGUCCGGAACAUCAAAUACCUUGUUUUCUGGAUCUUCUGCUCGAAGAUGGUCAAGCUAACUCCAUACUACCUUCGCGAGCCACAGGAUCUCAUUAUGCUUCCUGGUUACGUUGCUUUCGCCUAUUUCCACAGCCUAAUCAAGCUCUAUGCAGGCUUGACUUUCUGGGAAACGAAUUGGGGAGGACGGAACCUGGACGACGUCAACAAAGGCAAGGCCGAUAAUAGUGACAGCGAACACGAUGAGGGCGAGGACAGCGACGCUACCCCACGCCCGCCCAAGCGCCAGAAGACCGCCAGCAAGUUCCACCCGGUCCCUGGUGAUGCGGCCCCCAUCGCUCCCUAUGCAAGAAACCUCUCUUCCGACCUGUCUUAG
Molecule: messenger RNA, 1467 nt
Organism: Aspergillus clavatus NRRL 1
Lineage: Eukaryota; Fungi; Ascomycota; Eurotiomycetes; Eurotiales; Aspergillaceae
Product: glycosyltransferase family 2 protein
Exons: 1
Coding region: 1-1467 (488 amino acids)
Source: RefSeq, a predicted model, not a curated record